Messenger RNA from Thamnophis sirtalis, 1396 nucleotides. The record is from RefSeq and is a predicted model, not a curated record. Lineage: Eukaryota; Metazoa; Chordata; Lepidosauria; Squamata; Natricidae.
UAUAAUUUGCCUUUCGGCCUCAUAUUUGGCUCUCACUCUUCAGCUGGUCAUACAAUAAAUAUUUUGUCUCGUAGGUGGUUGGAGGUCUACACUGAUCAUCGAAUAGAAGCUCUUGAGUCCUGUGGACCCCACACCCACAUGGCAUGGCACCGUCUUCAGCCGCUUUUGGCUGUUGCAUCCAUUCCAUGCAAACUCUGGCGGCAGCUUUCUUCUCUGCAUUUCAUUACCAAUCUAACAUCUGCAGGAUACCAAAAACCUAACAAAAUUUUGGGAGAAUAUGUGGGUGAUGCCCACUUGGAAAAAAACUUUCGGGUCACGUAUCUCAGUUGGCACCCCUCCAAACUAAUCGUGGCCGUGGGUUGCGAGAUGGGAGAUGUGGUAGUAGUAAAUAAACAAGACAAGGAGCAUCAUGCUGUGCCAUCCAAUCAUAAUGCUGAUAUUUCGGUCCUGAAUUGGAGUACUAAUGGGACACGUCUUGUUUCUGGAGAUAAACUCGGGGUUCUUGUAUUGUGGCGGAUGGAUCAGCGGGGUAGAGUCCAAGGCCCCCCAUUGUUAAAACACGAGUAUGGAAAACAUCUUAAUUUCUGCAUUUUUCGCCCCCCUCCUCCCGGAGAGGAUUUGGUUCAGCUGGCCAAAGCGGCCGUGAGCGGUGAUGAGAAGGCCCUGGAUAUGUUCAACUGGAGAAAAUCUGGGAUGGGGAUGGCUCUGAAAAUGGGACCCCAAGAAGGCCUGUCCUUCUUCGUAAGCAUGAUCGAUGGAACUGUGCAUUACGUGAGUGAACGAGGAAAGACCAAUCAAGCGUUGAUUAUAGAAACCUCAAUCCAAAAAAUGCUGUUCAUGGAAAGAGACGUCUUAGUAGUGAUAACGGAGAGUCUCCUCUUAUCCCUUCACAAAAUUUCUCCCGAAGGAGAAGCAGAAGAACUUCUGAAGGUGAAGUUGAGUGGAAAAAUGAAUCAUCCCGCUGAUAUCAUUCUGAUUGAUCAUAGCCUCCUGAUCACUGCAACAAACGAACCUCUUCUUAGCUGGACAGUCAAUAUCCUAAUGUCUUUUUCUUCCUCAUGUUUGAAGUGGAGUUCCAAAAAGAAUCUGUUGGCUGUGAACCUAAACAACUCGGUAGCCAUCCUGAGAGAACAGGCUAUGGCUUCGCACUUCCACCAACAAAUGGCCGUGGUCCAGGUUUCCCCAAACUUGUUCAACAUCACCAGCUUCAGCAGCAAAAUGAUGGAUAACCUCCGUAUCGAUACGCAUGUGAACGGCGUGUGCACAACCAAGCUAGAACUUGUCGGUAUCCGAUGCCUUGUGACUCACUACAUUAUUCCUUAUGGGGAAAAGUGUGUUUGGUACUCCUUGUUUCUGGUACUCACCGUGCCUCCUGUGGCCAAUGAUGAGUACCGAG